Molecule: messenger RNA, 2619 nt
Organism: Lodderomyces theae
Lineage: Eukaryota; Fungi; Ascomycota; Pichiomycetes; Serinales; Debaryomycetaceae
Gene: RIM8
Product: Rim8p
Exons: 1
Coding region: 1-2619 (872 amino acids)
Biological process (GO): ubiquitin-dependent endocytosis
Cellular component (GO): cytoplasm; plasma membrane; cytosol
Molecular function (GO): protein-macromolecule adaptor activity; ubiquitin protein ligase binding
Source: RefSeq, a predicted model, not a curated record
AUGAGAAGAGCAGUGUCAAAGAUACUACCUUCCCCGAGUGGUGGUGGUGGUGGUGGUAGUAGUGGUAGUAGUAGUAGUAACGCAAACUCCACUUCAAAGCUUGGCGCUUCUUCAUUCGCAUCAGCCUUCAAAUUGGACUUUAGCGCUGUUGACGAAUUUUACGUACAGUUGGAUAAUCCGCACAAGACUUGGCUACCGGGAGAUGAAGUGUCGGGACAAAUCGUGUUGAUAUCAAAGAGAAAUUUAGCAAACAUAGUGAUCACCCUCUCUUUGAUUGGGUUUAUCAAAAUUAACGCAUCUUCACAUUCAAAACUACGGCCUUUGAAACAUACCUUGUUCGAUCAUACUAUCAAGAUAUAUGGUGGAAGUGACAAUAUCGCUGGUGGUGGCAACAGCAAUGACGAAGAGUUUACCAAUGGAUUAAACAAGGGAGAACAUGUAUUUCCUUUUAUUGUUAAACUACCGAACAAAAGAGUAUUUACCUCAAUUGAUUUUGGCAAAGGUUCAAUCAACUACUUAUUGCGGGCUUGCGUGGGUAACGCCUCUUCGUUCACAACUGAUAUGUCCAACAAUUUGCCCACUUCACCUGGUGAACUACCCGCUGGCAAAAAGAAAUCACUGCAUAGCCCUUCCUACACUUCAGAAAAGUUGAUAAAUCUUAUCAAUCCAAUUGAUGUGUCAACUUUGCCACGGCCCAAACCCAAAAGACUAAUAUUGAAAGAUCCAAGAGGGAGUUUGACCAAGGACAAGAAACUACUGCGCACGCAGUCUUCAACAUCAACUUUGAAUACGGUGCAAACUUUUGCCACCAUGUCAUCAAACAAUCUGGAUCAAAACUCAAUCAAUGACCAAUCUUCUCACUCAAACUCUAAUGAGCUCGGCCACCAUCAUGAUAGGCUGACAUCAAGUAUCAAUAAACUUCAAUCAACAAUCAAAGUCAUUCUAGAUGUACCACAACGAGGGUAUCUACGUGGCGAAUCAAUACCAGUCAAGUUGACAAUCAACCACUUGAAAAAGGUGCAAGAUCUCAAUGGGAUAAUUAUAACAUUUGUUCGUGUUUGUCGAUUAGAUAAUGGACCAGAUGGAGUUGUUGAGAGCUUUAGAAAGGAUUUACAACAAACUGUCCUACCCUUAUAUGUUGACCCAGUGACAUUGAAUUCCGAGGUCAAGACAUCGCUAAGAGUACCCCCAGAUGCAUUUCCUACAAUAACUGGCUGUCCAUUGGUAUCAUUUCAGUACUUCAUUGAGGUGCUAAUUAACCUCUCAGGCAGAUCAGUGAAUAUCGAUCCUGAUUUAGUUGCUGAGCGACACCUGCCAGACUCAAACAACAAUAUUCAACAACCACAACAAAAGAGCGCGACAUCCAUAGAAUCAUUUCAGUUCAAUUUCAAUUCAACAGCCCAGAAUCAAAAGGAUCGAUCAACAUUUAUAAACACUGAUCGUUUCAAAAGAUCAAAGAAAUUUUUGCAAUUGACCAGCGAGAUCUGCAUUGGAACACAUCGACUGCAACCAGAAGACGAGGAUGUUCAAACACUUUCAUCAACGGAGCCCACAACCACCACCGUUUCCAGACGGUCAUCAUCUUCAAUUUCCAAUUCGAAUUUGUCACCGGCAUUGUUUAAUUCAUCCGGCAACCCGUCACCACAAGUUCAAACUACAUCAACUAAUUCUCCAUCCUUUUUCGGUCACACACCAACGCCACUUCCAUCAUCAUUAAUAGCAACAUCAGGAGGUGUAACAAACUCAGCUGCAAAUUCAGCCUCAAUUAAUGGCCCACCAUCUUCAUUAUCCACGUCUGCAAUGGCAGCCACAAACCCACCCCAACGAUACCCGUACAUUAAUUCAAUACCGGAGUUUAGAGAGUUGAAUCAUUUCCAAACCCCACCAUAUUCAACCAAUGCUGAAGACUCACAAGCACCGUUGUACAGUAAUGAUCAUGCCACGGAUAUUCUGAAUGAAUUUGUGCAGACUUUGCAUCAGAAUUCAGGAUUGUCAGAGAAGGAAAGAAUGCAACAGCAUGAAGAUAGCUUGUUGCCUUCAGCACCACCAGAUUUGGAUGAGGAGGAAGAUGAAGAAGAGGACGGAGAGGUGAGAGUUGAUGGAGUAGGACCAGAAGGAGGAAACGAGGCGGAGGACCGACAGGGAGAUGCCCCCGUAAAUGAACCACCAUCUCAUAACUUUGGCAAUAAUUGCACUCCGCCUCUACCACUUGAGCAUGGUUCAGAAAAUCACAUCAGUUUCUUUACAUUUACUCAACCUACUCCGCCCCCCUCACAACCCGCUCAAAGCAGUCCAAGGGACAGCGAUAACACCAUAAACAAUGGUCAACAGCAACAGCAACAGCAACAACGUUCCGAGUUUGAUGAUUAUUUUGGCUUGCCUUCUUCUCUGUCGACCUCGGAACACCACGAUGCACCAUCAAGUUCAUUAGCUCAUCAGUUAUUCAAUGAUGAUGAGAUUGAUCAUGUACCGGCCUAUGUGUCAGCCAAAGAUGACCAAUUACUUUCUCAGUCGCAUUCGCAUUUGUUGCAUGCUGGUAAUGCAUCGCAACGAGACCAGCAACAACAACAACAACAACAACAACAACGGCAAGACGGAGAGCUUGACAGAACCACAUAG